CUCUCCCUCCUCCCCCUGUCGCUUAGCGGACUGGCGAAACCCCGUUUGUUUUAAUGUAGUGAUGACGAGACAGUGAAGAAGUUCAGCGGUGAUGAAAGAGCACCUGCGAGGAACUGGAAAAAGACCUCUCAUCUAACUUCUCGUCGCAGAAAUAAACAAAAUGUCAUGGAUAAAAGCUCUCACCGCUUGCCUUGUGCUCUCCAGCCUGCUGUUCAGCUCCCAGUCAGUGCCUAUUAGUGUAGAUAAAACUAAAGUCAAUGUGCCAGAAGAACAGGUACAGGAAAUGCCUCAAAGUGUGGACACUGGACUGCAUUAUGACCGCUAUCUCAGGGAAGUUAUCGAUUUCCUCGAAAAAGACCAGCAUUUUAGAGAAAAGCUGCAGAACACCGGCAUUGAGGACAUCAAGCAAGGGAAACUGGCUAAAGAGCUGGACUUUGUGAGCCACCACGUCAGGACUAAACUCGACGAGUUAAAGAGGCAGGAAGUGAGUCGGCUGAGGACGCUGAUCAAAGCCAAGCAUGACAUGGAAGGAGGGAACGACGUGGCCGUGGAUCAUCAGGCCAUCCUGAAGCAGUUUGAGUAUCUGAACCACAUGAACCCUCAUACCUUCGAAGUGGAAGAUCUGGACAGACUCAUCAGAUCAGCCACGAAGGAUUUGGAGAACUACGACAAAGAACGUCACGAGGAGUUCAAGAAGUACGAAAUGAUGAAGGAGCAUGAGCGUCGCGAGCACCUGAAGACCCUCAGUGAGGAGAACAGGAAGAAAGAAGAGGAGCAUUACGAAGAGAUGAAGAAGAAGCACGCCGAUCACCCGAAAAUCAAUCAUCCUGGCAGUCAGAAUCAGCUGAAAGAGGUGUGGGAGGAAGCGGACGGUCUGGACCCUGAUGAUUUUGACCCCAAAACCUUCUUCAACCUGCACGACUCAAAUGGAGACGGCUUCUUCGACGAGCAGGAAUUAGAGGCGCUGUUCACUAAAGAGCUGGAGAAAAUCUACGAUCCUGCGAAUGAGGAGGACGACAUGGUGGAGAUGGAGGAGGAGAGGUUACGAAUGAGAGAGCACGUCAUGAACGAGGUUGACACCAACAAGGACCGCCUGGUUUCUUUAGAUGAGUUCCUAAUGGCGACAAAGAAGAAAGAGUUCCUGGAGCCGGACAGCUGGGAGACUCUGGAGCAGACCCAGGCUUACACCGAGGAGGAGAUGCGCGAGUUUGAGGAACAUCUCAUCAGGCAGGAGCAGGAUCUGAUCCAGAAAACGGCCGAAUUGCAGAAGCAACGUGACGAGCUGGAGAGACAGCAGGAGCAGCUCAACGCACAGAAGAAAGAACUUCAAGAAGCCGUCGAGCACAUGGAGCGUUUAAAAAUCCAGAAAGGUCCACCAGAAGUUCACGUUGAAGGGAACGAAGUCCCAGAAUCCCCUGACGACCAACACCAGGCACCUCCUGAGCACCAGGUGCCUCACGAGAACCAGCCGCUUCCUCCAGGACACCAGGAUGUUCCUGCAGUUCAGCAGGAUUUGAGCCACGGCCAGCCUCUGCCUCAGGAUUCUCACCCCAACGUCAUCCAGGAUGUCCAACGAGUACCGUAGAGGAGGAGAGCCAGGUAUCAGGAGCAGGACUGUGCAGACACACACACACACACACCCCCCUUCUCCAGCGUCGGGAGGCGAUGCAUUAGGACCACUCGCCUCCACGUGGUUCCUCCUGUUUCUGCUGCUCCACAGAAGUUUCAGUCAUCAGUACUACUCCAUUUUAUUCUUUAAUUUUAUUUUUUAGUAAUUCUCCUCAUGCUGGUUUGACUCCUCGUCAAAGUCGUUUUGCACAUUUUUUUUUUAAAGGUUACGGAAAGGGCACCAUGAUGAAAAUGGAUCGAUUUUAUUCACUCAAUUCGGUCAGCCCCAGAGCAUAAAGUUUACAACUCCAAUCAAGGUCCAGAUAUUUCAAAUCAAUUAAACAUAAGACAUUUCAGAUUUCUGCCUGCUUUACAUGAUUGUAAACAGAUUCAAUGCAGAAAAAGUUACAUUUAUUAAAUAAAAUCCCCAGACUAUCCCCAAGCUUAAAAUGACCAACACCAUCUGUAUUAUUUAAACUCCAGUUCUUGUUUACUCUGUUGUCUCAUUAAUGUGCCCAUUUUAAGGUGCGUCAGAUUUUCUGCACAGUUUAAAAAAAAAAAUAUGAAUGUGUCAUUUUGUUCUAUAGAAUUUUGUGUGCUGUUCUUAUUAAAGUGGUCGAGGCA
Hemibagrus wyckioides is the source of this 2232-nucleotide messenger RNA. It is a transcript of the gene nucb2a, whose product is annotated as nucleobindin 2a. The record is from RefSeq and is a predicted model, not a curated record. The coding region runs from base 161 to 1585 and encodes 474 amino acids. NCBI's taxonomy places the organism in Eukaryota, Metazoa, Chordata, Actinopteri, Siluriformes, Bagridae. The transcript has 13 exons. Gene Ontology annotation, molecular function: calcium ion binding. Gene Ontology annotation, cellular component: extracellular exosome; endoplasmic reticulum-Golgi intermediate compartment.